This is a messenger RNA of Phycomyces blakesleeanus NRRL 1555(-), 309 nucleotides long. RefSeq lists its product as hypothetical. The record is from RefSeq and is a predicted model, not a curated record. NCBI's taxonomy places the organism in Eukaryota, Fungi, Mucoromycota, Mucoromycetes, Mucorales, Phycomycetaceae. The coding region runs from base 1 to 309 and encodes 102 amino acids. The transcript is spliced from 5 exons.
AUGAUAUAUCACAAAAAUUGUGAUGAUAUCAGCUCAAUCAUCUACAUUUUUGGUACAUUUGAUCCAGAUGAAAUUACCCUAUUUUUCCAGUGCUAUAUAUAUAAGUGGAUGACAGCUAAUCUGCUCAAUACCAAAUAUGUGUCUCUUUGUUUGGCUAUACUCUGUCUGAUAUAUCAAGUUAUGUCUAAUAUUAUGCACGAAGACAAUGUAUCUCUAUUCAAAGACUACUGGUAUUGUCUUGAUAAUUCUGAAAAACAUGUUUAUAUCAAUUUUAUGUCAAGUCUUCUCCGCCUUCAUUCCCGCUAUUAA